ACAGCGCCACAAAUUGCUGCGGGUGUUUUCAGUAAGAAAAUGUCGUCUGCUGCGCAAAUUGUGCGUCUUUUUUAGUUGAAAAGAAGCAAUAUUUUCCAGUGACUCAGUGAAAAUCAUCAUUAAUUGAUUCACCGCGGAGAAUUUGUGUGCAGCUUUGUGGAAAAAUUCAAGCGCCUCUGCUGAAAAAUCGUGCUGAAAAUUGGGAAGGAAAGUUUUGGCGGAAGGUUGUUUUGUAAACAAAACUGGAAUUCUUUGUUCUCGCGCUAACUUUUGGAGACUUUGCGCGAGGAAUCAGAGAGAUUCAGUGGCUUUUCCGGGACGGUUCUGUGCUUCUCGUGUUGUUCCAAGAAGAUUAAUCCGAGGAAGUUCCAACAAAGGAUUUUUGCUUGAGAAAUUCUACGGAGAAAGGAGGAAGGAGUUUUUUCUUGAAUCUUAAGAACACAGCUGGAGAGAUUGCGGAAAAAACGGCGCAGUUUGUGAAUUGGAAUCUAAUUGGGAGGAACUCUUUGGCCAAUAAAUACCAAAUGGCAACUCCAGCAAAGAUGGGAGAUGAUUCGUCAUCUCUUGGAGAAUCAUGGAUUGAGCUCACUUCAAAUGGUUCAGGAACAAAUUCCGGUCAUCGCAGCCCUGAACGUACUACCCCACUCCCCUUCACAUCUGGCGAAGAGUAUUUGAGGCUCCUGCGUGAGGCACAGCGAGAAUCCAAGGAAUCCAGUCGGGUGGUCUCAUUGGCUGGCUCAAGGCGCGAUUCCCCGCGUAGUAGCCCCAAAUCACCCCCCAACAGUCCCAAUACCGAGCUCUGCAUGGAUGAACUCAAGGGAGUUUACAUAAACUACUGGAACUCUGUCAAGCAGGAAAACGAAAUUGCUCAGAAUAAGGAUUGGCUUCUCUUGUGGAGCAGUCGACCGGAUCAGCAGCCUCCAAAGGAUUGGCAAUUCCAGCAUCCACAAAAACGAGCUCCUGGUUAUUCCGUGCGCCUGGCGCGUGUUGGAAAGAAUUCACUAUUCUCAAAAGAAGUUCUGUAUUCCCUUCUUCUCUCCAACGUCCUAUCAGUGAUCCUUGGCGUAGGAUUUGGAAUGUGGCUCAGUAAACGAGGAAUUUUGCUCACACGCUUGUCUAUUGAGUGAAUUGUGGAUGAGAGAUUAGAUGGGAGACUUUUGUAUCCUUAAAAAGGAUACGUGUGUGGCACCCCAUGCGAUUGAUGCGGAGAUUUUUUUACACACUUUUUGCAGCAUAAAAUAUUAAGAAAAAAAUAUAAAUAUUAUAACUUUUUACAAUAUUUGAAUGAAAAAAAAAAUGUAAUUAAGACAAUUUUCCUGUCCAUUUCUCUCAUGCUUUUUUAAAGGCUAAAAAUAAUAUUAUAGGCUGUAAAAAAAUGUCUUCAAAGGAGAGACAAGAAGGAAAGAAUGAAAAGAAAUAACAAACAAACAGGACUUCUUUUGCCAACUCACAAAGUGUGUAUUUGUGUGUAUCGAUGGGAACAGAAAGUAAAAGGAAAAUAUCAAUCAGAAACUACAUAUUUGGCGUAGUAAAAGUGUCUAAAAAAAACAUUAAAAUAAAAAAAUAAUUUGUAGAAAUUGCUGCACUUUAAAAGAAAAAGAAAAAAAUAUUUUAUUUAUAAAACUUUGGAAGGCAGAGAAGAAGAUAAAAAAAAGUAAUAUUUAUUUUUUUCAUGAAUGUGAUAAAUGGCAGAAGUGGAACAAUCAAGAUUUUUUAAAUUUAUCUUUUUUGGUACUUUUAUACGCAUCCUCGAUGCACUGCAGCGAUAAAAUCCAAAAUAGAUUUUAAAUAAAUUACAUGGAUACAAUAUCCUUCCCCAAAUUUUCUAGUGAUGUCCCCUCUUUUUUUAUUAACUACACUCUCGUAGUUUUUUUUUUAUCAAUAACUAAAAGUUUUUAUAAUAAAAAUAAUAAAAA
Lutzomyia longipalpis is the source of this 1916-nucleotide messenger RNA. RefSeq names its product BCL2/adenovirus E1B 19 kDa protein-interacting protein 3 (gene BNIP3). The coding region runs from base 525 to 1127 and encodes 200 amino acids. NCBI's taxonomy places the organism in Eukaryota, Metazoa, Arthropoda, Insecta, Diptera, Psychodidae. Gene Ontology annotation, cellular component: nucleus; mitochondrial outer membrane; mitochondrial envelope. The record is from RefSeq and is a predicted model, not a curated record. The transcript is spliced from 5 exons. Gene Ontology annotation, biological process: mitochondrial outer membrane permeabilization; positive regulation of apoptotic process.